Messenger RNA from Protomyces lactucae-debilis, 1849 nucleotides. RefSeq lists its product as uncharacterized. NCBI's taxonomy places the organism in Eukaryota, Fungi, Ascomycota, Taphrinomycetes, Taphrinales, Protomycetaceae. Gene Ontology annotation, molecular function: protein binding. The transcript has a single exon. Gene Ontology annotation, cellular component: Cul4-RING E3 ubiquitin ligase complex. The coding region runs from base 429 to 1751 and encodes 440 amino acids. The record is from RefSeq and is a predicted model, not a curated record.
CCUGACGCGGCUGCAAGCGCCAGUGAAGAAGGUUCAAGCGACGGUAGUGACGUUGGCUCAGACGAAGAUGAGGACAUUUCAAAAGAGCAGAUCGAGCGCAAGACGGGACAAAAGGUGCUUCGUGAAGGAGUGGCUAGUUUGCAAGAAGUCAUUGCGAACCAGAAGGCGGAAAUUGACCGUGCCAUCAAUCCCAUCAUGAAGCAGCGCUUGAUUACACGUCUCCGCAAAUUUGAGGCCGAGCUUGAGACCAAGAUGGCUGAGAUUGAGGAAGCAUGAACAGCCAUUCAUAUGCGUUUCUAAUAUAUAUUACCACUCAAGAAUGCGUUCUUAGUUGUGCCAUCUGAGGAGUCUUCGAGCAUUUCACGAUCAGAUCUCGACAUCAGCUACAUCUUCAUUGUUAACGUGAGCUGGCUAGAUGACAAGAUAUCAUGCUUCCCAAAGAUAUACCUGGGUACUACUAUGAUGCUGAGCGCAACAGAUACUUCAAGCUCGCACAUGCCUCGCUCGGAAGACCAUCCACUCAAGUCUCGUCAAGUCAACAUGCAGAAAACGCUUCAUCUACUGGAGGCUCGACUGCUCAUACGUACUCAAAUGUCAUCAAAGCCAAACGCCAAAAGGUCGAAGAAAAGAGGAUGAACAAAGAGACGCAAACACUUCAAAUUGGGCAUAGCUAUCAGGUCUUGCAUGGAGGCCUACCGAGCAGAUCUUGGCGUCAAUCACCCGUGGGCUCCCUACUGGCAAGACAAGCUGGCAAUUCAGGAACCCAAAACGACACUUGGCCUCGGUCUAUCAAAGACGUCAUCAGCAACAAGCAUGCUACACCCUACAAUCUACCCGCUGGCCAAAAUCGAGUACCCUUUCGCUUCUUUGGGUGCAGUAGCCAUGCUGUAUUUGCAUUUGGUCCUGCAAUCGCGACCUGCGCAAUCAACCCCAUUGGAGAAACUUCUUCUUGGGAACCUAGGGUCCACAACCGAUUCGAUGAUCACUACACAAGCCUAGUGACUAGCGGUGAUGGCACACGUUGGGCUGGUUCGUCACGAUGUUCCAGUGAUCCGAGCGUCGUAGCAUUAUUCACGGGCCGUCUGCACGGUGGUGUCACGCAAAUUCAAGUCAAACAAGCUGAUGGUCAUGUUGAAGCUGGCGCCUUCUCGCCGGACUCUAGAACGUUGUGCUUUGCCGGAUCCGUUCUUUAUGUGCUGCCAAUCGACAGGACUGGUGACUUCAACGCGUCUAUUGCACCUAAACCGCUGAAGAAGGAUGUUCUCGAUGUUCAAUUUCUCGACAACAACGUGCUUGCCUUGGGACGUCGUAGUGGCGCGCUCGAUCUGGUCGACUUGCGCAUGCCACUCGGACCACUGAAUAUCACAAAGCGACUAUAUCAACCUCGUGGCAUAUGUAAGAUUAAAAUACUCGGAAACGGCCAUCAGAUUCUUGCAGCCGGCUUGCAAGACUUGGCUUUGUUUGACCUCAGACUUGGAGCAAAAAGCUAUAUCACUUACGCAGGAGGCGCGCAGCAUGAAGACCCCAGGGAUGUCCAAAUUGCACUCAUGGCUGACGACAAACGCAUCAUGUCGCUCCAAAGAAGAACAGGACUGAAGCUCUGGUCAAUUGACGGAACGCUGCUCGAUCGUAGAACGAUCCCAGGUACGCCAUCUUCCCUUGAAGUAUUUCCCGAGGACUCGACCAAGUGCAUGACGGUCGAUGGUGAAAGUGCCCAUGUAUUCAGCCUAGACUUCCAUAAACUUGGAUAGCUCAAACUUGAUGCUUUGUGCAAUACGAUGCAUUGCGUCAAAGCUGAUAUUGACGAGCCAUUUGCCGUCGUCGAGCAAGUCAGCUGAUGAACUUCCAA